GUUGAGCUGUUGGCCAAACCAUUCGCCCCUUUCCCGGUUGCCAUCUUGUAUCCCGGGGCCCGUAUCAUGAUGUCACCCCUGGCUGUGCUGGCGCUGCUGGCCUUGGCCACCUCCGCCCACGGCUUUGCCGUCUCCGUCGAUGCGCACGAGAAGCAGUGCUUCUUCGAGGAUGUCAAGAGCGGCACCAAGAUGGGCCUCACCUUCCAGGUGGCCGAUGGCGGCUUUCUCGACAUUGAUGUCACGAUUACCGGGCCAGACGAAAAGGAGGUUUAUGCGGGUCGCCGCGAAAGUGAUGGCAAAUACACCUUCUCUGCUCACAUGGAUGGGCGUUACAAAUACUGCUUCAGCAACGAGAUGUCGAGUGUGACCAACAAGCUUGUGGUCUUUUCCAUGUACGUCGAAGGUCAGGAAGGCAUCAAGGACACGCUGGGCGACGAAGCCGAGAUCCACGACAACCUGCACGAGAUGAUCCAAGAGCUAGCCGAGCAGGUGGUCACGGUGCGCCGUGAACAGGAAUAUAUGGUGAUUCGGGAGCGCACGCAUCGCAUGAUUAACGACAGCACCAACUCUCGCGUGGUGUACUGGGCCUUUUUUGAGGCGCUGAUCCUCGUGCUCAUGUCCGUGGGCCAGGUGUACUACCUGCACCGGUUCUUUGAAGUGCGCCACACCGUCUAGUUUGCAGCGUCGGUCACCCCUCACCAAAAAGUGACAAACAAGGCAAAAGAGUCGCCCUCGCGCCACAACCCGGGUGCUGCGCCUCCUGUUCUCUCGUUUUGUUCCCUCUUGCUAGUGUCUUCGUCUUGUAUGUUUCUUUCUCUGUCUUUUCUUUUCCCCUCUCCUCCCUCCUCUCUCCCUCUCUCUCCCUCUCUCUUGGAUCUUUGUUUCCCCUCUCUCCCACUGGACUCGAGCCCGCGGACGACUCCACCAAGUGGGGGCGGGGACGGCCCCGAACCGUGAGCAAGCACUUCGUGUGCAUACACGCGAUCUCCCUGCUUAUGACCCUGAAGCAAGUGUUGGAGCCAGCCUUGGGUCGUGCAGCGCACG
This is a messenger RNA of Monosiga brevicollis MX1, 1044 nucleotides long. RefSeq lists its product as uncharacterized. Gene Ontology annotation, cellular component: endoplasmic reticulum-Golgi intermediate compartment; endoplasmic reticulum; COPII-coated ER to Golgi transport vesicle. Gene Ontology annotation, biological process: endoplasmic reticulum to Golgi vesicle-mediated transport; intracellular protein transport; Golgi organization. The record is from RefSeq and is a predicted model, not a curated record. NCBI's taxonomy places the organism in Eukaryota, Choanoflagellata, Craspedida, Salpingoecidae. The transcript is spliced from 6 exons. The coding region runs from base 67 to 675 and encodes 202 amino acids.